This is a messenger RNA of Rhizopus microsporus ATCC 52813, 2301 nucleotides long. RefSeq lists its product as uncharacterized. The record is from RefSeq and is a predicted model, not a curated record. Gene Ontology annotation, biological process: transmembrane transport; intracellular calcium ion homeostasis; monoatomic cation transport. NCBI's taxonomy places the organism in Eukaryota, Fungi, Mucoromycota, Mucoromycetes, Mucorales, Rhizopodaceae. Gene Ontology annotation, molecular function: monoatomic cation transmembrane transporter activity. The transcript has 11 exons. Bases 1 to 2301 code for a protein of 766 amino acids. Gene Ontology annotation, cellular component: membrane.
AUGACGACUAUUGCCAUCACUAAAGGAUCAACAAGCUAUUCAACAACAUCCAAUCAUUGUUUCAACAUUGAAUCUCAACAAGACAAGUGUGACAUUAUAGAGUCCUCUUGUCAUGGCUUCGAAGCUAUUUAUCUAAAACUAUAUUAUUGCUUGGGUAUUUGGAAACAAGCUGCAUCUAUUAUUCUUGUAUUAUGUCUACUUGUUCUCUUUGGCUCUAUUAGUGUUGUCGCAUCUGAUUUUUUCUGUCCAAAUUUACAAACUAUUUCAUCUAGACUUCAACUAUCGGAAAGCAUGGCUGGUGUUACUAUAUUAGCCUUUGGUAACGGAAGUUCUGAUCUAUUUAGCACCUUUAGUGCAAUGGAUUCAGAUGCUGGAUCAUUAGCCAUAGGGGAACUUAUCGGCGCGGCAUUUUUCAUUGUUGCAGUUGUAUCAGGUUGCAUGGGCAUUAUUCAACCAUUUCAAUCACAAAGAGUGACCUUUAUGCGUGAUGCCACAUGUUUGUUGGGUGCAGUCUUGAUUAUGGUGUGGAUCAUCUAUGAUCAACGUAUCUAUUGGUAUCAUGGUCUUAUUCUCAUUGCUUACUAUAUAAGCUAUGUUAUCGCAGUUGUAUUUGACGUUGGCAACAGCCACCGCACAAAUCAAGAGGCAUUGAUCGAGCAAAAGUCACUUCAUGAAAGCUGUUUUGCAAAUGAAACUACCCCAUUGUUGCAUAGCGACGUGAUUUCUCAAAACAAAAAGCAGGAUAGGAAACCGCCACGAUUGUCUAUACCAACCUGUGGAUUCUCCAUUCACUCAUCAGAUUCAUAUAGUCAACGACUAGGUCAUGUCAUUCGACCUACAUCUCCAGGAACUACUUCCCCAGUCUCUCCCAUGUCCAGUUCUCGUUUUGUGAGCAGCCUUCCUCGUACAAAAAGCGCUUGUUCUACCAAAACAUACAGACGUCCUAAUACACCAAAAGUUGGGCUUAGACCAUCUGUGUUUGGUGCACUUGAAUUUCAGGAAAGAGUCAAUAUCUUACGACGAGCAAUGAGCUCAACAGUCGUCUAUAAUCCGUCUAUACGUACUGGCCGUCAGACCUCAAUACUGCCUUCCGCUUGGGGAAACCUUCAAAGCUCUAAUUACAGGUGUAGGCCAAGAGCGCUCACUACAUCCUCAUCUGCUCAAGAUUAUUUCACAUACCUUUCCUCACAGGAACAAUCGUCAUCUGCAGGCAUAAAUGCCGAAACUAUUCCGAGACCUUUAGGCAGGCAAUCAUUUUCAGGGUUAACUAUUCCAGAGAUCCGCUUGGCACCACCAUCCAACAGUGAUAUUCACUCUGAUCACGACAAUAGUUUAAACAUGAACACCACACAGUCAUCCCAUCUUCGACAACCUUCGAUAGAUCACAGCAUACUGACGCUUAGCCCGCUCUCUGACAACGAAUCGUUCGUGACAGCUCCACAGAGCUGCUUGGAGCCUUGUUAUGAUCAUUGCACAAGUGUAUGCGCGACAAACAAUCAUGUGACGAUGUGUAUGAAGCAAGAUGAAAGUAUAUUUGAGUCAUCUGAUAUAAAUGAGCAUCUUGUUCACGUUUUAUUUCCUACGCUGCAAGGAUGGCAUGAAAAAACGACAUUUUCCCGCAUAAGUGCUGUUAUAGCAGCGCCUAUCGUUCUGAUUUUUACAUUGACAAUACCAGUGGCAGAAACAAAAGAGAUAAAGGUGGAUGAUGUCGUUGUCCUUGGCGACGAAUCGAGUGAUGUCUAUGAACAGUGUCAUCAGCCGUCUAUUUUGGAUACGACCCAUUAUCUAACGGUGCCUCUUUCUGCAAGCGAUUACUCAAUUACACCUACGCAGCCAGUCAUCGUCACGAAUGAACUGGAUACAAAACAAGGAUGGAAUAAGGAAAUAUUGGCUAUACAGUCAGUAUUUGGUACAGCGUUCAUCUUUAGCUUAAUGGCAGCGCAUGGAAUGACACCUGUAUAUUCUGUUUUCUUGGGCACUUGUGUUGGUGUCGUUGUUGCCUUGUGUAUUCUAAAGUUUACUGAGGCAGAUAAGCCUCCAAGAUGGUUCUGGAUGACAUCAUUUGUUGGUUUCUUUGUUGCUCUUAAUUGGAUCUUUUUGUUGGCUAAUCAAGUCGUCACUUUACUUCAAGUGCUUGGAAAGAUAUUUACAAUGAGUGAUUCAAUCAUGGGCUUAACUGUAUUUGCACUGGGUAAUAGUAUUGGUGAUUUUGUAGCAAAUACAUCCAUUGCCAAGAUUGGAUAUCCGACAAUGGCCAUUUCUGCAUGUUAUGCAGGUCCACUUUUAAGUAAGGACAUGUGA